Paramacrobiotus metropolitanus is the source of this 770-nucleotide messenger RNA. RefSeq names its product histone H2B. The record is from RefSeq and is a predicted model, not a curated record. The transcript has 2 exons. Gene Ontology annotation, cellular component: nucleosome. NCBI's taxonomy places the organism in Eukaryota, Metazoa, Tardigrada, Eutardigrada, Parachela, Macrobiotidae. The coding region runs from base 140 to 514 and encodes 124 amino acids. Gene Ontology annotation, molecular function: protein heterodimerization activity; DNA binding; structural constituent of chromatin.
CGAAACCAGGCUAUAAAAGCCAUUUUAUCCGCAUGUUGGUUCAUGCAGUUGGAAGUGUUUGAAACUUUUGGUGUGGAUUUUGAAGUUUUGAUUUUUUGCCCUUUUUGAGUUAAGAUUCUCGUUUCGCAGUCACAGCACCAUGCCUCCUAAACCCAGCGGAAAAGCUGUCAAGAAGUCCGGGAAGGCCCAGAAGGCCAUCCGCAAUCCUGAUGCCAAGAAGAAGAAGAAGAGGAAGGAGUCCUACUCAGUGUACAUCUACAAAGUCCUGAAGCAGGUGCACCCGGACACUGGCGUCUCCUCCAAAGCCAUGGCCAUUAUGAACUCCUUCGUCAAUGACAUCUUCGAGCGGAUUGCCGCGGAAGCUUCGCGUCUGUCGCACUACAACAAGAAGUCCACCAUUACCUCCCGCGAAAUCCAGACAGCGGUGCGCCUCCUGCUGCCCGGAGAACUGGCCAAGCACGCCGUGUCGGAAGGCACCAAGGCCGUGACCAAGUACACCAGCGCUAACAAGUAGAUUCGGCUGUUCCAUCUCCUGAUCUCAUAAUGGUGUAAAGUUGUUUGCCUAUGACUCCAUGAAAGCUUAGUCAUUCUUGUUGGACGUAUUGUACAUACUUUUGAAGUUUUCUCGUCUUCAGUUGAAUCUUUUAAGCAUCGAUUUCUGUUGAAUAAACUGGAAGACAGUAUUUUUCGUUGUUUUUGUCAGCAUUGGUUGAGACAUGCAGUGCCAAAGCUGGUAUUCGCAAGAGAAAUUAAAAAUUGCUGAAGUUUGG